Molecule: messenger RNA, 2132 nt
Organism: Nicotiana tabacum (common tobacco)
Lineage: Eukaryota; Viridiplantae; Streptophyta; Magnoliopsida; Solanales; Solanaceae
Product: folate-biopterin transporter 1, chloroplastic
Cellular component (GO): membrane
Source: RefSeq, a predicted model, not a curated record
AUUUUAUAAUUUCUCAAUUAAAAAACAUCAGACAAGACUGUACGAAUCGAAACUUUUCAUAAAUUUAAAAAAUGGCUACAAUAACUACCAAUUCAAUCUCAUUCUCGAUCUUGCCUUCCGUUAAUCCUCUUUUCCCCUUCCUCUCCCUCUCUCCACUCCUCUCUCGUUUUCGCCGUCGGAAACCGCCUUCCUUCACCAUCGCCGCCGGCUCCUCCCGCCGGAAACCGCCUUUCGAGCCACCGGACUCCAAAAUGUCAGUCUCAGUUCAGAUUCCGGCAGCUUCCACCCGGCGAGAUCUCGAGACUGAACCGUUGCUAGAUUCUAGAAACCGAAAGGGGGAUCAGCUGACAACCACUGUCCAAGAAGAUUCUGUCUUGUCCAAUAAAACUAUUCCUCACAAGAACAAAUAUUCUCUUCGUCCAAUCAGUUGCUUUGGAGUGGAUCUAACCCCAGAUAACAUUGCUGUUGCUAUGGUAUAUUUUGUUCAAGGCGUCCUGGGCCUUUCUAGGCUUGCUGUUAGCUUUUACUUGAAAGAUGACCUACACCUAGAUCCUGCAGAGACAGCUGUCAUAUCUGGUUUCUCAUCAUUGCCGUGGCUCGUAAAACCAUUGUAUGGGUUCAUCAGCGAUUCCUUCCCUCUCUUUGGAUAUCGGAGGAGAUCAUACUUGGUACUCUCAGGGCUCCUUGGGGCAUUCUCAUGGUUUUUGAUGGCCACCUUCGUUGAUAGCAAGUAUAGUGCUGCCUUCUCCAUACUUAUUGGUUCUCUUUCUGUCGCUUUCUCAGACGUUGUUGUAGAUUCCAUGGUUGUUGAGAGGGCACGUGGUGAGUCUCAAAGCAUGUCAGGAUCUCUUCAGUCAUUGUGCUGGGGUUCUUCCGCAUUUGGAGGAAUUGUGAGUGCCUACUUUAGUGGCUCCCUUGUGGAUGCUUACGGUGUGAGGUUUGUUUUUGGUGCAACAUCAUUACUUCCUCUUAUAACAUCUGCAGUAUCUGUACUUGUGAAAGAGCAGCCAGUACGAGGCCCAGCGAGGGGAGUUUCUUUAGGCAAUGGCUUCAUCGAGAGCUCAAAAAACAAUUUUAUCCAGUUAUGGGGAACUGUUAAGCAGCCCAGCGUUCUACUUCCCACCCUAUUUAUUUUCUUAUGGCAGGCAACACCACAAUCAGAUUCUGCUAUGUUUUACUUCACGACAAACAAACUUGGUUUCACUCCUGAAUUCCUUGGACGUGUUAAGCUUGUCACUUCAGUUGCAUCACUUAUUGGUGUGGGGCUUUAUAAUUGUUUUUUGAAGAAAGUUCCUUUAAGAAAAAUAUUCCUCGUAAUGACUCUCAUUGGUACAGCUCUUGGGAUGACCCAGGUUCUGCUGGUGACUGGAUUGAACCGGCAGUUUGGCAUUAGUGAUGAGUGGUUUGCUAUUGGGGAUUCCUUGAUUAUAACUGUUCUGGGUCAGGCAUCUUUCAUGCCUGUUCUAGUACUGGCUGCUAGAAUAUGUCCACAAGGAAUGGAAGCAACUCUUUUCGCAACCCUUAUGUCCAUAUCCAAUGGAGGGAGUGUCCUUGGUGGUCUAAUUGGUGCUGGUCUAAUGCAGGUAUUUGGUGUCACCAAGGACAGGUUUGACAACUUGGCUUUUCUGAUAGUUCUCUGCAAUCUCAGCUCCCUAUUGCCUUUGCCCUUGCUUGGUCUUCUUCCUGAUGAUGAGCCGGAUACAAAAGAAAAUACCGAUAUAGAGAUGAAAUCUAAUUGAAUUCUUGCCUGCUGUGCGCAUCCUGAGUCUGGCUAAGCUUUUGCUACAGCUUUUUGAGAAAACAAUAGGAGAGAAUACACGUGUGAAUACAAAUACUAAUAUCGAAUGACUGAACAGAUGAGUAAUGUGAAUUAAUCACCCCCCAUAGAAAAAGCUUAAGGGACUAGUGAUCUUUAUGUGUUUCGAGAAGUUGAGUAAAGGGCGAGAUAGAUCUUGAGCCUCGUUGAUCCUUAACGUAUGUAGUGCUGGAUGAUCGUGUAACUUGUAAGUCUUGAAUGCCCAUUGAGAAAUUGAGUAACUUUUGGUAUUUCAUGAUCAAAUCUUUGCCAAAAGGCAUUGAACUAUUUAUAGCAUUGACCGUUCCAUAUAGGAAUACUUACUGUUGGUAUAGUA